AUGUUUGGGAAAGCUAAAGUGGAAGGUCUUACAGCCAGCAGUUUAGACCAUCAUCCAUUCAUGCCAUAUGUGAGGAAGGAUAGUAGGUUUGUCUCUAAAAGGCAGCAUUCUUUCAAGUUCGAGGCAAGUUGGAUAAGGGAGGAUGAGUGUGAAGAGUUAAUUAGAACAGCUUGGACUGAUACUCCUCAGAUUGGCAUGGAACCUCUUGUGUGUGUUCACAAUAUGUUGAGAGUGUGUAGUAGUAAAUUGAGCAGCACUUUCAGAAGAAGGGAUGUGGAGAGAUGCCAUGAUAUUGAAAAGUUAAAUAAGAGAAUAAAGGAGCUACAAGAUAGAGAGGGACCUAACAAUUCUGCAAAACUUCACAUGUUGCAACAGAAGAGAAGAAAGAAUAACCAAAUCACCUUAGUUGUGGAUGCUAAUUCAUAUUUGAAAGAAGGGAAUGAAGAGGUUGUGGAGGCUUUUAGGCAAUACUAUACUGAGGUUUAUAAAACAAUAGCUCCUUCAUGUAAUCAGGUGACAAAAGGGGUGCAAUCCAUUAGGAUUCAAGUCAUUGAGCAGAUGAAUGAGGAAUUGGAAAAGCCUUUUACAAGGAAUGAAGUUUUGGCAACUCUUAAGCAAAUGGGUCCAUUGAAAGCCCCUGGCCCUAAUGGGUUUGAGGCAUGCUUUUAUCAGACCUAUUGGCAUACAGUAGGGGAUAAGAGAAUGAGGUUUAGGGAGAGAUGGAUUGGGUUGAUUAUGGAAUGUAUAACAUCUGUAUCUUAUGUUGUGUUGGUGAAUGGGAGACCAAGAGAUGUUAUAUAUCCCUCACAAGGUAUUAGGCAGGGGGACCCAAUAUCCCCUUACCUGUUUUUGUUAAGUGCUGAUGGGCUUAGUAGUCUUAUUAAUGUAGCUAAAGUUAAGGGUGAUAUAAGAGGGAUGACUGUUGCAAGAGGAGGUAUAAAGGUCUCUCAUAUCCUAUUUGCUGAUGAUUCCAUUAUCUUUGCAAGAGCUAAGUGGUUAGAAUGGUUGAAAGUGAAGGAAAUCUUAAGGGUAUAUGAAGUAGCUUCUGGUCAGUGCAUGAAUCUACAAAAAACCACUAUGAUGUUUAGCUCUCCAGUUAGACAGGAAGAGAAGGAAAGGAUUUUGCAAGAUCUAAGGGAAAUGGUGCAAAGUAGUUGUGAAAAAUAUUUGGGAUUGCCUAUUAUGGUUGGAAGAGCUUGUUAUGACACUUUUAGGAGGAUCAAAGACAGAGUUUGGCACAAGAUUAACAAUUGGAAAAAUCAAUUCUUAUCCCCUGCUGGCAAAAAAAUAUUACUCAAAGAAGUUAUUCAGUACAUACCUACCUACUGUAUGAGUGUGUUCAGGCUGCCUAAGAGUUGGGAGAAGAUGGGUUUUGCAAAGAUGGUUGGGGGUCUUGGUUUUAGAGAGCUGGAAAGUUUCAAUACUGCUCUUUUAGCAAAGCAGUGUUGGAGACUUGUCACUAAACCAAAUUCUAUUACUACUAUGGAAGGGCUUGUAUGGAGAGUGGGCAAUGGUUUGAACAUAAAAGUGUGGGAGGAUAAAUGGCUGCCUAGUAAACCUUCUCAUCGAGUGCAAUCUCCCAUUAAGCAUUUGAAUGCUAAAGCAAAGGUGGUGGAAUUGUUAGGGAAUGGUGGUAAUUGGGAUAUUGAGGUAGUGAAGGCUACAUUCAAUGAAGAGGAAGCUGAAGUAAUAUGCAAUAUUCGUUUCAAUCACACUGGCUUGGAGGACAAGAGAAUUUGGGCUUACUCUAAGAAUGGGUGCUUUAAUGUAAGGAGUACCUAUCACCUUGAGCUAAGCAGGAAGAAGGAAUUGAAAGGGGAGUCAUCUGAGGGAGAAAGCUUAAAGAAGGGUGGAGAGAGUUGUGGUAGCUUAAUACCUCGGGAGUGA
Molecule: messenger RNA, 1887 nt
Organism: Juglans regia (Persian walnut)
Lineage: Eukaryota; Viridiplantae; Streptophyta; Magnoliopsida; Fagales; Juglandaceae
Exons: 5
Coding region: 1-1887 (628 amino acids)
Source: RefSeq, a predicted model, not a curated record